AUGAAGGAUGCGGAGCGUCAAGCACAAUCAACUUCAGAGUCAACCCGACAGCACAUCAAAGCUGUUCUUAUCCAGAACUGGGUGGGAUCUAAGCGAGCUCUCCUCGCGUCUCUGAACGAAUUUCGCUACUGGAAGACGGAGCAGGUAUCUGAUCUCUUCCGACUACUCCCUCCGACAGGCGCGGCCCAUGGAGAACGAAAGCUCUACCCUCUCGGUCCGGUAUUUCGACCCCCGCCAGAUGGGAUGAGACGAUGGAUCGAGCUCGGCGGCAAGAUUCUGAUGUUGGCUGCCAUCGAUGGGCUUGUCCUGCUCUUUUCACCUUUUUUUCUCCUCGCUUCCAAGGAAGAGCGAGCAAAGGCUACCAGCGGGUUGUCGACCUUACACACCGAACUGGUUUCAAGUUCGUUAUUUAUCAAGGCCCCGUUGUCGAUGAUAGAGAAGGCUGGAAAGACCCAACGGGCGCUGUGCGUCAACAAGAGCGGUCGAUUCCGGUUGAUGAGCAGUGGAUACGCAGCAAUCUCCCACGUGUGGAUGGAGACGAUGGGUUAUGAAUAUCAAAAUGUGAAGGCGAAUCAGGAUGAUCGAGGGCUUAACCGUCACCACUUUCAGCGCAUCAUGGCACAAGUAGAGAAAUCAGGCGUCGAGUGGGUGUGGUUUGACCUUCUCAGCAUUCCAAAGGGUACUUGCGACACCACCAAGCGAAUCAAAACCAUGAUCGUCAACAGCCUGCAGAAAGUGUAUCGAAAUGCCGACAUGGUCGUCGUCUUGGAUGCGCUCACCUUGCAGCUGAAUUCGGAAGACCCGCUGAUUGCCGCAUCGAUUCUUUCAUGCGGGGCCUGGCUGUCGCGAGUCUGGACAUAUCAGGAAGCAAAACUCGCUCGCCAGGUGAAAAUCAUCACGGCCGGGCGACACCCGAUCGACUUUCAGGAGAUGGUGGUUGCACUUAAAGUGGCCGAGCAGCAGGAUCCUCUACGGUGGCAUGAAAUACGCCUCACCUUCGACAGACUGCUCCCACACUGGGAUUUGGGCGUUUCGCUUCCAGAUAUUGCACUCUCAUGCACUCAUCGGGCAACAGAGAAUGAUAAAGACUACGCAAAGGCAUUCUUUGCGUGUCUGAAUCUAACCUGGACCCAGGGCUGGAGCUACGAGGACGGUAUGAUGGAGAUUCUUCACUCGAGACCGCAGGAUGCCACUCGGCUGGCUUUCAUGCAUGGUCCUCGAGGCCUCCCGGCUCCAUUCUCAUGGGCACCACGAUCCCUCGCGCAUCUUCAGGGCAAGAUCCAUGGUGGAUUACAGUUCAGGCCAGAGUCCAAUGGGCUCCAGGGAUAUUGCCAUACGGCCCGUGUGUGUAAGUUACUGGGCCAUUUUGUAUCAGAGUCUUUGCAAGGGGUGGUGUGUAAUCUCGUAGUGCUCGACAAAAACCAGAGGGAAGUCCAGAUUCAGAUCUCGCUCUAUCCCGGACAGCCAGGGCCCGACAUAGAAAACUGGAUGUCCAGGACCAUUCCAGACGGAAAGGCGAGACUGUUGAGCUGCGACCCAAUGGUUCAGUUAGAGUUUUGCCACGUUGCUUUGCUGGUGGAACAGGAGAAAGGGUUGGAUGAUGAAUUCGCUUUUGAGGACCUCGAUGCGAGAGGAAGAGUCGUAGGAAGUGCCGUCAUCAAUCACGGAUCAGUGGAUUCGGCUGAAGUUCGAUGGUGUUUGCAAUGA
This is a messenger RNA of Penicillium oxalicum, 1707 nucleotides long. RefSeq lists its product as uncharacterized. The transcript has a single exon. The record is from RefSeq and is a predicted model, not a curated record. The coding region runs from base 1 to 1707 and encodes 568 amino acids. NCBI's taxonomy places the organism in Eukaryota, Fungi, Ascomycota, Eurotiomycetes, Eurotiales, Aspergillaceae.